Daktulosphaira vitifoliae (grape phylloxera) is the source of this 1515-nucleotide messenger RNA. RefSeq names its product methionine aminopeptidase 1. Gene Ontology annotation, biological process: proteolysis. Gene Ontology annotation, molecular function: metalloaminopeptidase activity. Lineage: Eukaryota; Metazoa; Arthropoda; Insecta; Hemiptera; Phylloxeridae. The transcript has 9 exons. Bases 165 to 1313 code for a protein of 382 amino acids. The record is from RefSeq and is a predicted model, not a curated record.
AUCAUUUAUUAAAACCCAAACAUUCUGUACAUAUUGCUUCUAUUUUGAAAUAGUGUGCCGUAUUAAAUAAUUGAAAAUAUGGUUUUAUAGUUAUUAAUUUUUAAACUAUAAUAUUUUAAAAUUCACUUAUAUUUUUUGGAGACAAAAAGCUGUUUCUAGUUGAAAUGUCAGAAUUAAUGGCUAAUCGAACAUGUGAAACUGCAGGCUGUAAUGCUCAAGCAAAUUUGCAAUGCCCCACGUGCAUUAAACUUGGAAUUUCUGGAUCUUACUUCUGUAACCAACAAUGUUUCAAAAAUAGUUGGCCAACUCACAAAAUUCUUCAUAAAGUAGCACAGGGUAAAUCUGGUGUUACAAAUGGUACAGAUGAAGUUUUUAAUCCAUGGCCUGACUAUACAUUUACAGGUAGUUUACGUCCUUAUAAAACAUCUUCACCGCGAACUGUUCCUGAUCAUAUACCAAGACCUGAUUAUGCUGAUCAUCCAGAGGGUAUUCCUAUUAGUGAACAACAGGUUAAACUUGCUUCUCAUAUUAAAGUAUUAAAUGAUGAAGAAAUAGAAGAAAUGAGAGUUGCUUGUAAGCUUGGCCGUGAAGUUUUAGAUGAAGUUGCUUCUAUUAUUGGAAUUGGGGUUUUAACUGAUGAAAUAGAUAGAAUUGUUCAUGAAGCGUGUGUUGUACGUGAAUGUUAUCCAUCACCACUGAAUUAUUAUAAAUAUCCAAAGUCAUGUUGUACUUCUGUUAAUGAAGUUAUUUGCCAUGGAAUACCGGAUAUGAGACCUCUAGCUGAUGGUGAUAUUUGCAAUGUUGAUGUCACUGUUUAUCAUCGUGGUUAUCAUGGUGAUUUAAAUGAUACAUUUCUAAUUGGAAAUGUAUCUAAGACAGCAGAAAAACUAGUCAAUGUUACUUGGGAAUGCUUAGAAAAGGCUAUAAAUGCAGUUCAGCCAGGAGAAAAAUAUAGGGAACUUGGAAAUAUUAUACAAAAACAUGCUCAAGCUAAUGGAUUUUCAGUAGUAAAAAGCUAUUGUGGUCAUGGAAUACAUCAACUAUUUCAUACCUCUCCAGGAGUUCCUCAUUAUGCCAAAAACAAAGCUGUUGGUGUAAUGAAACCUGGUCAUACAUUUACAAUAGAACCUAUGAUUUCACAGGGUAGUUGGAGGGAUAAGUGUUGGCCAGACAAUUGGACAGCUGUUACAGUAGAUGGACAACUAUCAGCUCAGUUUGAAGAAACUUUGCUAGUAACUGAUACUGGCGUGGAAGUAUUAACCAAACGAUUAGCAAAUAAUGGACAGCCAUAUUUUUUGGAUAAAAAAUUAUAGUGCAGGAUAAUAUUUUAAAUUAAUAUGAUAAUGCUGUUGACAAAUAUCUAUUGAGUGUGAAAUAAUAAUAUAUUUAAUGAUUUUCAAAAAUAUAUUGUAUUUUAUAGGUCAUAGAAUAUAUAUUAAAACAACAUAAUUAUUAUUUUGUUGAUGUUAAUUUUGUUUCAAUGCUAAAAAAAAAAAUAUACGAUUAAAUAUUUAA